Choloepus didactylus (southern two-toed sloth) is the source of this 2179-nucleotide messenger RNA. Its product is annotated as histone H2B type 1-K-like. Bases 1 to 381 code for a protein of 126 amino acids. The transcript has a single exon. Gene Ontology annotation, cellular component: nucleosome. Gene Ontology annotation, molecular function: structural constituent of chromatin; protein heterodimerization activity; DNA binding. The record is from RefSeq and is a predicted model, not a curated record. NCBI's taxonomy places the organism in Eukaryota, Metazoa, Chordata, Mammalia, Pilosa, Megalonychidae.
AUGCCUGAGCCAGCUAAGUCCGCCCCAGUCCCUAAGAAGGGCUCCAAGAAGGCGAUAACCAAAGCGCCUAAAAAGGAUGGGAAGAAGCGCAAGCGCAGCCGUAAGGAGAGUUACUCUGUCUAUGUGUACAAGGUGCUGAAGCAGGUCCACCCCGACACCGGCAUCUCCUCUAAGGCCAUGGGCAUCAUGAAUUCCUUCGUCAACGACAUCUUUGAGCGCAUCGCUGGCGAGGCAUCGCGUCUGGCCCAUUACAACAAGCGGUCGACCAUUACCUCUAGAGAGAUCCAAACAGCCGUGCGCCUGCUGUUGCCGGGAGAGCUGGCCAAGCACGCUGUGUCCGAGGGUACGAAGGCCGUCACCAAGUACACCAGCGCCAAGUGAGCCAGCCCGCCGGGAACGAACAACAUUUUUGACUCGGCCCACACCCCAACGGCUCUUUUCAGAGCCAUCCAACCUAUUCACAGAGAACUGGCACUUAAUCUUGUUUUAAAGACAACAGCAGCUUUAGUUUCAAGCCUUAAGUAAAUUCUUACAAAUUGUGUGCAAGUUAAAAUUUCGUUUUCUGAAUUGGUGUUUCAUAUACUUCCUGCUACCAGGUUUGUAGGUGAGCAAUCGAUUGCGGAAUGGUUUUUCCCGACCCAGACCCUAAAGGCUCCUUUCAGAACCACCCACAUUUUCCAAGAAAGUUUGUUUUUUGAUGUUACUGUCUUUAAGCUGCUCUCUUACUCUCGAUUGGGAUAUGUUGUAAAAAACAAUUUUAGGUAAGUUACUUGGUAGUUUGUAUGCAACUUUGGGACUCUUGGCUCGUGUAUAUUUUGAACCUUUAAGGUACAAUUACCCUUUUUGUAUCACAAAAAUGUGCUUUGUUAUAUGAAGUUCUAAUGCGUAAGACGUCCGGGGCACUUAUUGAGCUGGGGGCAUAUUGGAAUCUGAGGUGGUAGGCAGACUGUGUCAAUACUUCCUGGGAUUGUCUUAUUACAUUAUCUCUAAAGAGGCAAAUGCCAGUUAUAGACUGAUUAGGUCACAAAACAAGCAAUAUCCGGAAGUGCCUCAGCUCAUGACGGUGCCAGAACUUCGCGUGGGUAGGUGUUCGCCUCUCCUUACACUGCAAUUCCUGGCAUCUCUUGGAACCUCAAACUAUAGAACUGGAAGGCAACCUUUAGGAAAAUAGACUCGGUGUUUUAGGCAACCAGAAUUUUGAUAAGGUCUGCUCUUCUAAUUUCUCAGCUAGUUAGUUCUACAGGCAAUGUACCUACACCCUGGUUUUAACCUUGGAACUGUAAACUGAUUAGGAUUAUAAAAUUAUAAGCAUUGUUAAAGGGAUUAAAUAGCUUUGAGUGGUGAUGUAACAAUCACACUUUGAUAAAUAAACCUGAGUUAUUUAUCUUUUGUCAGGCUAAGACUGAAGAGUUGGAAAACUUACUUCCUUCUCCACCUCUUCAAUUUCCUUUAAAAUAUCUUCUCAGUGGAGCGCUUAUCUUUUCUUUUCCAUGUUGACAGGAGAGCCUAGUGCCUUUCAUGGUAGGGAAAGCCAACAUUAAAAGCAUGUCUGAUUUGAGGGUUGUGCUGGACAACUGGCUGGAGGAAAUCUGGGAAAGAAUUAAUGUUCUAUCUUCGCUCAAGUGUGAGGAACUGGAAGGUGUGGGUUACAGGUAAGUAUGAGUGUGCCGUGUUUUCUUGUUCUUAAGGCAAACCUCAAGAUUUGCAUGUUCACCCCCUCCACCCUUCCCUCUUUCACAUUUAACCAGCAAACUGCUCUUGAGCGUCUAAUAUGUGCUAAGAAAGGUUCCUGAAGUGGGAAAGUCCACAGUGUCCUGACCAAGAUAAGACAAUAAGGACUCCAAGAGAGGAACUGAGAAGGGAGCAAAAUGAGGCCUGCCUAACUUGGCUGGAUCACCUGUGCAGUAGGGAGGUGGGGGAAGACGCUCUAGGCAGAGAUCUCUGAGCCAAGACUAGGUUAGGAGAGUCCCUUAGAGUUACUAGAGGCUGGAAUGGACAGAGAAAAUCUGGAAAGAUAAACUGGAAAAUAAAAGAUAUUGAGAUGCUUUGUAUACCUUAAAAAGGGAUAUGAAAUUUAUUUACCAGGGGAAGAUGGGUUUGAUGCAGAAUUUAAAAAUCUUGUAAAUCUUGUAAAAAAAAAUCUGUGAUUCAGUAUCAUUAUUCUGGUGACGUGGUUGAG